CGUGGAAAACUGCGGACUGACUGGCCGAGUAGAGGAGAGACGGCGCCGCCGCUGCCGCCGGAGUUCCCGUGUUCGGCCGACCGACUCACCACCGUCGUUUCGCCGGGCGUAGGCGACUGCUUCGCACGCGGACACGGCAGCAGAGCCAACUGAGCGCGCGCCUUCGAACAACGCAGCUCUAACCCGCAGCUGAACAAGUGGUUGUCAACAGUUGGUCGUCGGCGCAUCCCGUGUGCCGGAGGGAAUUUGCGGAUCGGCGAGUCCGACGCUGUGUUUUCGUGACCGGCUUCCGCGGCCGGCGACUCUGCGGGGAAAAACAGGUCAUUCCUUCGGCUGUGUUCACGAUGGCAGCAGCGCGGCGGUGGACGGUGCUCCUCUUGUGUGCCUGUUUGCGUGCGAUUUCGGCGAGCAAUUUGGAUACGAUGCACCCGAGAGUGUUCAGAGGCGCUGCCGGUUCGCACUUCGGCUACACCGUGGAGCUCAUCAUUAACCGGGACGGAGAGUUAGUUCUGGUGUCAGCCAUCAAGGACAACUCGCAAACUUUGGGAAACGAAGUUCACCAGCCCGGCGCCCUGUUCAAGUGCAGGCCGCGUGUAGACGACUCGCCGUGUACCGAAGUGCGUGUUGAUACCUCGGACAAAGGUGAAGUAGAAAAUGAAGAUGGAGAACGCUUCCAUGACCUGCUUGACAAUAUGCACCUUGGGAUGUCAAUGGUCAUUCAGCCUGGUCCCAAUGGAAGGGUUAUUGUAUGUGCCCCAAAGUGGAAAAACCAGCUCUAUAAUAGUACAAUGUACAUGCUUAAUGGAAUUUGCUAUGUUCUCAGCCAUGAUUUGGAUCGCAGUGAGCCACUGCGCCCACUUCUCAGAAGACUUCACCAAGUGAGGCCGCCAAACUCUGAGCAGCCAGACAGCUACUACUAUGCCGUAGCAGAGUUUGGUUUCUCAGCAGACAUCUCUGCUAACAACGAAUUUCUUGCGGGAACUCCAGGAAUUGUUGACUGGACAGGCUCACUGAUUAAAUACACUAUACCUAGCAAUGCAUCUCAGAGCUUGAGUCUCGAACUUCGGGGCAUCUUGGAUGCCAGCAAUAUUCCGAGAAUUCAACAAUAUAUUGGUUAUAGUGUAACAUCUGGCCGCUUCUUUGAAAGCAUGGGUCCUUCAAUGGUUGCCGGAGCUCCAAGAGAAACUGAGGACCGUAAAGGAGCUGUGUAUUUCUUCGCCCAGGAAAACCCAACUUCAAGUAGCCUUAGGGUGCAGAUGAAGAAAGAAGGUGAACAGAUGGGCUCAUACUUUGGUGCUGCAGUGCUGGCGCUUGACUUAAACAAUGACAGCUACUCCGACUUGAUUGUUGGUGCUCCUUUCUACUCUGUUAAAGAAACUGCUGGGGAUGAGGGAAAGGCAUACAUCUACAUUAGCAAUGGAGCAAGUCUGUCCCUACAAUCAGGCCACCUCAUGGGCUCAUCUGUGCCUGGAGCUCGAUUUGGUACUACUAUUGUCAACAUUGGUGACCUGAACUUGGAUGGAUACCCAGAUGUAGCUAUCGGUGCUCCUUAUGAAAAUGGCUACGGUGCUGUGUACAUCUACAAUGGCGGGAGGUAUGGUCUAAAAACCACUUUUAGCCAGCGCAUUGAAGCCAGAUUGCAGAGAACUCUGCCGCGGGGCUUUGGCAUCAGCAUUUCCAAGGCAUUGGAUAUUGAUAACAAUGAGUACCCAGAUAUCGUGAUAGGAGCUUAUGAGUCAGACUCGGCUUACCUCUUUAGGGCUUCUCCUAUUGUACACGCAAAGGCCUGGAUUGAAAUUCCCAUAGAGCGCAUGUCCAGCAAAACCCCAAAAUGCAACAGGAACAAUGUUUACUAUUACUGCCUUGAAGUGUUAGCGUGCAUCACUUUCACUGGAAAAUUCAUCCCCGAGGAACUAGGGUUUGCCUACGAGUUGGAAAUUGACAGCAAAAAGGCAGAGAUGCAGUCGCCAAGGGGCGGCUUUGAGCUGCCUAAUGGAAUAAUUGCCACAAGUAUCUCUCUUGAAAAAACUCUUCGAAUGGGUGUCGAGAACUGCUUCUCAGAGACAGCCCUGAUAGACGGAAAUGUCACUGAUUUACUGACUCCAUUUGAGUUUCGCUUGUCAUUCAACUUGACGGAGGAUCUGAAAAGGGACAAGCGUGAAAGCUUUUGUUCUGAUUGUCCCAUCUUGGACCCAAGUACGGUACAAGUGGUCACUAAUAGAACUGCUUUCCAAGUGGCAUGUGGCCCCGACAACGUGUGCAAUGCAGACUUGGAAUUGAAGGCUAGCAUUGAAGGCCAUGAGAACAACUCGCCUCUGGUCGUAGGCAGAGACAACUCGGUUACACUGAACAUCGUCGUGAAAAACCGCGAGGCUGAGCCUGCCUACCUCGCUGAAGUUGAGAUUAACCUACCUGAAAAUGUGGACAUUGUAAACAGCGGCAGUUGUGUAAAAAAGAACAGCUCGACCCUAAUGUGUGACGUCGGAAAUCCUUUGAACAGCAAUGUGGAGACGCAAUUCGCUGUGAAAUUGGGCCUUAUGAAGAUCAAAAAGAAACUUGAAAUCAAAGUCGUUGCAAGAACGCUUAGUUUGGAUGUUGACCAGAGCAACGAUCAUGUUCUUAUUGCCUUGCCACUUAUCCACCGUGGUGACAUUGCACUUCAAGGGUCUGCUUCCGUAAGCCAGCUAAUCUACAACAAGUCUACAGAUAUUGUUCCUGUGGUUCACACCUUUACGAUGGUGAAAUAUUAUGACAGCCCAAUUAACAAAGUUGCUAUUACAAUAUCUGUACCACUCAGGAUUGUAGGGCAGAAGGCCAAUUUUAUGACCCUUCUCAGUGUGACGGCUGAUGAUGGGAGUCGAACUAAAGUUGGUGGCAGCUGCAACAGCUCAGUGGCAAGCCUACGCAAGCGCUCCUCAUCCACCACAGAGCCGCCUACCACAAGGAAGCGCAGGGAAGCGAACCCUAUUGCACUUCUAGAAAGUCACUUUCCAGUGGCUCAAAUCAAGACACUGACGCUGGACUGUUCGGGUGCUGAGUGCAAGAGCUUCACCUGCCAGAUGGGCCCAUUUGCCGAUAAGAACAAAGUGGCUAAAAUUGAACUGAACAUGAUCAUUAAUGUCACCCGAAUUAUGGAGCAAGUGGGAAUUCCAGACACCGUAGACAUUAUCUCAGAUGGUUCCCUAACCAUCUUGGAUGAAACAGAGUUUACACACUAUGUCAAGCAGCAACCCAAGCAAGCAAUGAUUGUCACCUCACUCGUCAAAGAAGGCCCACCUGCAACGCCCUCCUUGGCUUGGUGGAUCUACCUUCUCAUAGUGCUGGGAGGCUUGCUUCUGCUCUUGGUCAUCAUUUAUGUCCUCUACAAGUGUGGCUUCUUCAGGAGAGAAGCCAAGGAAGAACUGGAACGCUCAAAACGGGAGUCCUUAGCAGCUAGCAGUGCACCGCAUUCACCCACAACAGAGGCUCUGCCCAGCAUUCCUUCAGAUGACCCCGAAGCCCGUACAAGUCUCCUCAGCUCGGAAAACCCCUGAGGCAAGCCCAGCUGGUGGUUUGCCAUUCCUAAGCAUGCUCAAGCAUUGCAUCUGUGCUAGUCACAUUGUCGUCAUGUUGCCUGGGGCACUUCACCUGUGGUAUCUAGCUAUGUUGUCUGCCUCCUAGUGCACUGUUCUGUGCUCUGCAUUGACACGUUGCCCUUAGCACGCAGUGCAGCCUUGUUUUAGGAUUUUUGACAAAGCUGACAAUCUGCAUUAAAUUAGAACCAUUAGAAGUUAGAGCAAUAGGAGAGUUCUUCUGACAUUCCAGUUGGUUGUACAUGGUUAUCUUGAGGAAUAUUUUAUGUUGUUGUGUAAGACAGAUGAUGGUGUAAAAUCGGUAACAGGGAAGUAAGGGUAGAACAGUAAAACACAAAUGGCUACACUUGGAAGAGCUUCUUGCAUUUUGUGUUGCUGCUGUUUGAUACAUGCAAUUUUGCUUGAAAUAACAGCUUUGGAGUGCUCCAGAGCAUUUGAAACACUGCCAGAUUCUCCUAUUGUCACGUCUUUAUAGCAACAACUGCCUGAAUAUAUAGCAUCUGGAGGCCCUUAGGUAUCAAAUGGUAAUGUAAUUGGAGCAAUCAAAGAGAAAAUUUUAUUAGCAUGGCUCAGGGCAUUUCAAUAUAUUGUGGCACAUUUUAUGGAUGCAUCAUGUAAUAUAUGUCAAGGUAUCUAUCUUAUGAGGCCUUUAUGGAGAGGCAGAAAUUCAAACCCUAACGUAGGUGCACCGCUGGUCUGUGCAUACAUUUAACCCUUGCUUGUAGAAUAGCCGAACAAAUGCUUUUGAGCUGUCUGAUGCUUUAAAAGGGCCCUGAACCACCCCUCGGGCUUGGUAUAAUAACAUAGUCCGCGGGUCACAUGCGUUGCUUUGAACAUCUCAGCCAAGUUUUGCUGUCGUACACGGUGCAUGGAGCUCGCAAGUGGAUCGUGACCUCACCUUUCUCUCAAACGCUCUCGUUUCAACAGAAGGCCCUGUCCUCACUCUCUUCUGGACACUUUAUUUUGUCAUCGGACGCUUUAUUUUGUGAUUCCUUUAGACCGCUGUUAUUGGCUGAUAGCUGACGUCAAGCUGCGGUUGGCUACAUGGCGUAGAUAUGGCGACCGCUGCAGGGUGCCGCCACGAGUCCACUGGCUAAGUGCACUGCGGCUCGCUGAGGACAACCGCGUUCGGCUUAUGUUUUGCGCGUCGUAGGCACCAAAGGUGGAGGUCGUGGCGUCUACAUUAACAUACAAAAUGAAAUUUGAACUGUGCACUCCGGUGACACAUAGAAGGCGGAGCGUUGAGGGCACACGCCCAACUGCGCCAUAGCCAGUGCAAGGCAUUGAAGAUGGAACAGGAGCCCAGCAGAGGCCGUAGAUAUACAUCAAGACAUAGUUUACGUAGUACAUUGUAUUGCUUGGUUUCGUAGGGAUCACAUUGUAGUAGUAUUUCUAAAAACGAGGUCAUUUCUAGUUUUGUGGGAAAUAAGGUUAUAUUGUUGUACAGUAUGUAGUUAUUUCCAUUGUUCCAUGGGGACAUCUUUGUUUUGUUCCAUUCACAAAACUGCCCUUGACUAUGUUCAUUUGCAGUGCAUGGUGUACAUAGGGUAUGGAUACAGCAAGUGCCAUGUCUGGUUGUAUUCAGUCUAGCAUGAUUGCAUCUGAGGCCUUUGAUCAGCAUCAUCUUGAAUUGAGGCACACCUGUGUUGCAUGCUUGAUUAGCAUAGUUUUAUGAUGUGGCUACUUCAGUCGUUCCUUGUAGAAUCAAGUCUAUCACUGCCAACAGUGAACUGAAGCCUUUGACUCAUGCGCGACUAUGGCUGAUUGCUAGAACAAGGUUGUGUAUGGUUGUGCUGGGGUUUGUGGUGAUGUGAUGAUAUCCUGUGAUCUCUACUUAAAUAGCUGAUACCACAAUUGUGCCUUAUAGAAAACUUCUUGAUGAGCACAUGUGCUAGAGGUGCUGGCUGUAUUUGGGACCUGGGCUGGAAUGUUUCUUUUUCUUAACAGUUCUGUUUCACAAAUUGCAAGGUCGCUUAGUUUGUUUUCUGCUGAGCUGCUGUUGUAUGCAUGCAUGCAGGACUGUAAACAUACCAACCACUUGUCAUGGCAAAUAUAAUGAAAGUUAGUGUUUCCUCACAAGAAAUGUUAUUCCAGCCCUAGUUCUCUCAUUACGCUUUCUUUUAUUUUUUUUUAGUUUGACCUGCAUGGCAUGCAGCAACCUAAAUUUUUUGGCUCAUAUUGUACAGAAUAUAUUUAUCAUGAAAAUUAUGAUACUGCUGCUUAAAAACACUUUGUUAACAGCUGUGUAAAGGGAUCUUCUAUAUUGUCCUAAUGCGGCAGGCAUACUUGGAGCUGCUGUGUUCUUGUGUCCUUCUAUCGUUGCUGCGAGUUAAGUUCCUUGAGAAGGGUGCUAUGUUUUGGCUUUUGAGGAAGCUUUGUGUGAAUGAUAUUAUUUUUCACUAUUGUGUCCUUCUACACUUAAGCAGAUAAAGAUGUAUAUAGAUGUUGUAGAAGAAACUGGUGUAUAGAUUACAACAAAAAAGAAAGAAAGAAAAACUGACGGGUGACCAUCAAAACCAUAGCCAUGUUGAUACACUCGACAUUUUGAGAGAUAGGCUUGAUACAAAAGAAAACUCUUUGUCAAAGCUUUUUUUAAACUUCCUAGCAAAUAAGUGUUGGUCAGCGAUAAAGUGCUAACUUGGUACAUGUUGCAACAAAAAACGAUUAACAGUGCAAAAUGCAGAACAUAAGAAGGAGACAGCUCUUUGUCCAUCUUCUUUCUUCUUAUGUCCUGUUUCUUGCACAAUUACUCUUUCUUUUUUUUAAAUCUAAGUGUUAGUUGUUAUUGCUAUAGUAUAAAUAAGGACCAUAUUAAAUGCAAGAAAGGCAGAGACUACAUAAUCGUGGUAUCCAGUCUGAUAAGUUCAACAGUGGCUCCUCUUGCAUUUAGGUUGGUGCAAAUUUUUCUGUUAAUUUCAUUCGACUGUUAUGCUCAUUGCAACUUCCUUAUUGCAUGAUGUCUCAUGCUGGCUGCUUUCAUCUUUGGCUUUCCGAAGGCUUUUCAGAGUUGAGCAUGUUCGGUAAGCUUUAGGAUCACAUAUAUGGCAAAUCUGUGGCCAUAUUCUGGGGUUGUAUUCUUUUGGGGUCAGUAUCACUUUAAAUGGUAUUCACAGCGAUAGUAUUGCUUUCAAGGUACUCUUCUCCUAAUUAAACCAAUGGGCAUUCUGUCAUCUGGCAUAACCGAUUAUAAUCAGUUAAUUGUGCCGCAGGGCAGAAUACCCGUUGCUCUAUUGAAAUUCGAGCCAGGCACUACGCCCCACAAAAGUGAAGGUAUCCCUCACAGUGGUCACUUGAUAAUGCGGCCUUUCACACAUAAAUGUAAUGUUUUACAUGUUCUUCAGGUAUCCUGUAGAUAACUGUCUAUGCAUGCAAUUCUGUGUGCAUGUAUGCAUAGUUUAUUUAAAUGUUUACUUAAUCUUCCACUACUGUGAGAGGCUUAGCAGGGAGAAGGCUGCUUGUGUAAUACAUUUUUUUUUUUUUGUGAGGAUGACGGCGUGUAAUUGGCAAGCAGUUAUGAUUACAGUUGGUAUCGAAAGUUUGAGAGCCAUGGAAUCUGAGGAAAUGUUUAAUUUCUGAUCAGUUUCUGACCAUAGCCAGUAAAACCAUGGAACUUUGUGUUGUUCAGACGUGUCAUUAUGGGCUGGAAGUGUAAUAGCAGGUAGUGUGCCCAGGCUGCGGAAGUAGUAAGCUUUUUCUCAGAUCUCGUUAUCCACAAACAUUUGAUACACACUGUACGUCUGAUUGACAAUGUUACUAUGGCAGUGGUAAUCAUGGUCUGUGGUGCUGGACACUGUUGAUUAGCUGCAGCAAAGAGUGGUGGUGUGAGAAAUGGGCUGUAUUGAAGACAUAUCCAGAGAAGCAAACAUGUGUGAAGUUAUGGACUGGAAACUCUGCAGACUGCCUCAAUAAACAAGCAUCUUAAGUGCCCUACAAAACACAUGCUCAUUCGUGCCAUAUGAUCAUGUGAGAUUUUACAUAAAUGAUUCUAUAUUCUCUCACGCGGUCAUAUGGGAUUGUUAGGUGUCUAACCAAUGGGGUGCACAUGUUUUUUCAGUAAGGUGUCGGGACUGUAUAAGCAAAUCUCAGGCAUAAGUGAAAGCAAUCCAAAGGUUGUAAAAGUUGAGUGAAAGACAGUCAGAAGUAAAGAAAGGUAACUGAAGGCAUUGUGGCAAGGUGCACAAAGUUUCCAUAAGCUGUCAGGUGUUCCAUUUCUAUUCUCUCACAUGUAAGUGCGAGGAAUAUAUUUUUCUUACAACAAUUGUGAAUAACAAUGUGCACUAAGAAUGGGCUCCAUGUAUGCAGCAACGGUAUUCAGCAAAGAAUUACCGUAAAAACCGGAAUAUAGGUCGAACUUUUUUUCAAAAACCCAUCGCGAAAAGUCGACCCUCGACUUAUAUACCGGACAUUGGCGGAAAAACUACGGAAGUCUUGCAACAAUGGGCGGAUAAAGUAAACAGCCGCCUUCGCCAUCGCCAUCAGCAGCACGGCGGCGUGGCGACGCUGUGGCACACCGGCAUUUAGCGUUUCCAUUGUCGCAAAGUUAUAUUAAUUAAAGGCUGCACUUUCAUUUUGUUUCAAAAUGAGCGGGAGCGGAAGCCGACGUCAAUUCACCGUCGCCUUCAAGAAAAAGGCGAUUGAGUACGCGGAAGCCCACGGCAACCUGGCGGCACAGCGCGAACUUGAAGUAUCCGAAAAGAGCAUUCGGUAGUGGCGGAGGCAAAAGCAACGUAUUACAACUUGCAGCAACCAAAAGAAAACGUCAUUUCGUGCCGGAUCGCAGUGGACUGCAGAACUGGAAGGCAAGGUUGCGGAGUCCGUCCGCGAGCUGCGUGUAAGAUCGCUGCCUGUGACUGCCGAAUGCAUCCGUUUGAAAGCGGUAGAGAUCGCACGCGCCUAUGGACUGGGCAGCGAGAAGCACUCGUCAUCCGACUCUGAUCAAAGGCGUUGCUCUGAUUCGGAGUAGCGCUUGCGCACUUCGUGCCCUUCUGUGUACUGUACACCCGACGAACUUUUAACAGUAUCGCGCGACCAUCGACCCGCGUGUUUGUCAGCACCUUAACAUCACGGCACGGAGCGGCGAAAUAGCGAAAGUAAGGGCAUGUGUACACAUGCGCGUAUCUCGUUUGUUUCGCUGCUCAGCGCCAUUAAUAAGGUGUUGACAAGCACGCGUGUCGAUGAUCGCGCGAAACCGCUAAAAACUUGGCCGGGUGCACAUGCGAGCAGCAUUUAAAUAAAUACUGUCACCAUUGUGCAACCCCCCGAGUCGCAUUUGUUUCAAGGUAAGGGUGUCAUGUCUUUCGGUACUUUUGCCAUUGAAAAGGAUAUUUUUUUUUUCAUUUUGAGGAUUCGUUAGUUGGGGGAUCGACCUAUAUUCCGGUCCGACCUAUAGUCCGGUUUUUACGGUAGUAAUCAAAUAUUACUUAUUUUAACUUUACCUCACUGUCAUGUGAAUCUGUGUGCUACAUCUGGUAGCAGUAUCAACAUGGCUCUGUUAGUGUCAAACUUCACUUCAUGUUUUAUCAUAUUAAGAUAUUGCAAUUCCUCUGAUGCUACACACCUUCUUCUGAUACUUCUGUGCAGUUUGAUCCAUUAUUAACUGUAGUAACAGAGAAUAUCUAUGUGGUACAGUUGCUUUUAUAAGAUUUUUAGGUGUUUAGCUAGUUUUUGAGGCAGAUGCCCAAGUCUUAUGUUUCACAUCUUCAGGGAUCAAGUGGCAUAGCUUAGGAGAUUUUCGAGACUAACAUUAAUCCUUUGCCUUGUAUUAGGUCAUGUAGUAGAUUUAUUGCUGUCUGCAUUUUGUGGUUGGUGUUUUUUCUAAUUUUGGACAAGGGUCUAGUAUAUCAGUGAUUAUGUCUAACAUCAUGUAAUCAUGCAUGUACACAAAGCCAUGCAUGCAGCCAUUGUGCUGCUGAGUUAUGACUUAAAAUUCAUGGAUCAUAUAUGUGGGGACAAGUGUACAGGGUGAUUGAUCAUCUGUUAUUUAUGACAGUUCAUACGAUUGUCAGUGUGCUUUUUGUGUUCAUUGCUCAUCAUGUAUUGAUUUCAUUCUCAUUGCAGCCAGAACAUGUUGCCUUGUAGUUGAGCGCUGUAUCAGGCUUCUCAAAUUUGCCAUCAUGCAUAGAUUUCAUGUAGCAAAGUUCAACAUGAAAAUAUUGCAGUUAGGUCUUUCUACAAUGCUGUUAUAUUCACACACCUUUUUUGUAAGAGUAUUAGAGAGCCAGAAUAAAGUCUACUGUUUUAUUAAGAAAA
Messenger RNA from Dermacentor andersoni, 9821 nucleotides. Its product is annotated as integrin alpha-9-like. Gene Ontology annotation, cellular component: integrin complex; external side of plasma membrane. NCBI's taxonomy places the organism in Eukaryota, Metazoa, Arthropoda, Arachnida, Ixodida, Ixodidae. The record is from RefSeq and is a predicted model, not a curated record. Gene Ontology annotation, biological process: cell-cell adhesion; cell-matrix adhesion; cell adhesion mediated by integrin. Gene Ontology annotation, molecular function: integrin binding.